CUGGAACUCAUUUUGUCUAUCGGCCGUGUUUUGCUGGUUUGCUGUGUGUUCAUAUACUAUACUUACAGCAAACGCGCUCAGAAUCGUCCCAACCAACAGCAAACGAAUGAACAAACGACCGACCGACACACACAAUACACAAUCUGUAUGGUAGCCCGAGCUUGAAGUCUGUUUAAGGCAACCGACUCGAACGGACGUGUGCACACACCACAAAAAAACCAAUCCAAUCAAAUCCGAUUCAACUAGUACAACACACAUUGUUAUUGUGACACAUCUCUUUCGGACGAGCGUGCUGUUAACAAUUCUGGGUUGCAAGGCGAUAGAAUUUCUAUGAGAGGUUGAACGAUUGUUGUUUCGGUCGAUCAAUCCUUUUCAAUUGUCGUCAACGCACAUCACUUGCACUCAUCAACUUGUAAUACAUCCUGACGGUUAAGCGACCAAGUGAAAUUCGUUUUUGAAAACAUUUUUUGUUUGCUUCUGAUUUCGGUGCAUUUUACGAGUGAUUUUUUUUUUUCGUUACUGUUGUUGUUGUUCUUGUUGUUAUCAUUGUAUUACUUAAAAUUACUUUCAUUUUGUUGCAACAUUAAUGAAUUCUCCCGCAAAAUUAAACACUAAUGCAAUUGAUAAGAUUCAUGAGUUAAACGAAAAUUGAGUGAAAAAAAAUUAUCAUUGAGAUUAUAAUUUCGACAUUGGUACACAAAUACCGGCAAUUUUUGCAUGACUUUAAAAAACAGUCUGACGAAGAAAAAAAAAGAAGGAAAAACUGAGAAUAAAAACAUUUUUUUUGUGAUUGAUAAAAUCAGAGAAAAAUAUUGGCAAAGUGAUCAUUGCAAUUUACAACCGUUUUUUUUUUUAAUUAAUCGCUCUGUUCUCCUGUGAAAAUCUCACCACUAACGAACGAAAAUGGUUUUGGUCUUAAAUGGUGUUUUACAAGAUGACUGUCCGUCCGACACAAUGUCAUUGUUCAUGCAACAUCCCGUAUACAGAGAUUAUGCCAAUCAACUGGUUUCGAUACCAACGAAAACGAUCGGUCCAGUAGGUUUGUUAUAUGUUGGCCAAAGGGAAAUGGCAGCAGUUGCAACGCACGAUAAAAAUGUGAAUAUUAUUGGUGCAGACGAUGCCACCACUUGUAUUAUAGUUGUAGUUAGACAUUCAGGUUCUGGUGCUGUUGCGCUGGCUCAUUUAGAUGGCAAUGGAACGGAUGAGGCAGUAUCUACCAUGGUACACAGAGUUCAAAAUUUAGCAUUCGGUUAUCCAGAAGGUCGAAUAGAAUUGCAAUUGAUUGGUGGCUACAGAGACCAACCGGGCGGCUAUGCUGAAGACUUAUUUUAUAACAUAAUGCAGUCAUUUCAUAAACUACCAAUAGAAAUCGACUUAACGCAAGCCUGUGUCGGCGAAUUGAAUACAACAAUACGAGGUGAAUCAAAUUGGCCAAUUAUUUAUGGUGUUGGUGUGAACAUAAAAACCGGUGAAAUAUUCCCAGCUUCAUUUCCAGACAAAGGUCCCGAUUUGCAAUUGCGCCAAGCACGAAAUUUUACUGGCGGCCAAACGGUUUUAGAUAUAUAUGAUUCAGCGGCUGGUAUGUUGCGCAUAGGACCGUUCAAUUAUGAUCCCAUCCGAGGAGUUGAUCUAUGGCUAGCUCAGAGUGAUGAAUUUUUAUUAACGCAUUUAUCAACCAGUCCAGAAGUGGAACCACCACAUUUCACGAAACAGGUUCGAGAUACGUUGAAGUAUAUUCAAGAUAAUCAAUUUCCGGCGGUGACUGUGUUUCGUGAUAAUCGGCCACGUUAUUAUCAACGCGACGAUAUGACUGGCGCUUGGACUCCAGUAAGAUUUUAAUUAAUCCUUUUCUUGUUUGGUUUUAUUUUUCUCGUCAUGAUUGUGUUAAACAAUUGACUCGAUCAGCUUAAAGAAGAAAAAAAAGAGCAAGAAGUGUUAUUCCAUAAAUUCUGUAAGAAACAAAAACACGACUAUUCCAUAAAUCCUCAGUUCAGUUUCAUUUGACAAAAAAAAAGAAUAGAAAAACAAGUGAAAAGAAACGGAAUUUAUACAAAUGCAAGAUGUACAUUUAUCAUGAAUGGAUUUUUUUUCGUCGCCGUUAGAGUAUCAAAUAUGGAUGCACUUUGUAUUAUUGUCCAUCUCUCUAUAUAUAUUGAAAACCAAUUAGUUGCCAUCAAAACUAGAUAAAUUAGCACCAAAUCGGCAAACAAACCAUUUGGGUGUAUUCAGAAUAAAAAAAAAAGAAAAAGAAAAAAACCCUUUUUUUCCAUUUAAAUGAUGAAUGUUUAUUUGAAAGGAAAAUCGCAUCAAUUGUUAUCAAUGAUAUUUUUACGUUACUAUUUAAUUAUCGUUAUUCUUUUACGUAUGAUGUGAGUUUUUUCAAUUAUUAUAAAUCUGUUUUCUUUUUGAGGCGAAUAGUUUGAUGAGAACAGAAAAAAGUGCGAUAUGCUAAAGAAAAUAGCCGCAAACCCGGUUCUGAAACAAAAAAUCGACAAUUAUCAAUUCACUUAAUUUAUUGCAAUGUCUUUUUUAUAAGUAAACCAUAUUGUUUUUUCUUCCUUUGAACAAUUCCUUCACACUCCGAAUGGCCGCUCUCGCCCAAACAGAAACGGCAAAGAAUAUCCGUAACCUCUUUUCACACGUAAUUCGGGCGAAGCGAAUUUUGAUUUGAAAUGUUUUUAUUGAAUUUUAUAUACAUAUAUGGAAAAGACAUUUUUUUAAGAGAAAGAAAAAGAUACUAAUUUGUAUAUAUCCCAAUAUAUCGAUAUAAUCAGAUUGUAAAAGAAACGUUCCCCUACGUGAAUUUGAUUGACAUAAAAUCAAAACAAUUCGAAUUUAGUAACAGCGACAAAAAUGCGCAAAUACUACAAAAAAAAAAGAACAAAUUUCAAUCCCUUUAUAAACGACCUUGAUUUUCGUUUCGUUUCGGUUAUAAUGAACAUUUCUAUCAAUUACAAUUAAAAACAACAAUAAAGAAACAAUUUUAUGUACUUUAGUUGAAUAAUUUUUUUUUUAAUCAAAAACAAAUGAAAAGAAUAAACGUAUUCAGUUUCAGAACAGCCAAAUUUAAGUAAAAAAAAAGAAA
Sitodiplosis mosellana (orange wheat blossom midge) is the source of this 3085-nucleotide messenger RNA. RefSeq names its product protein N-terminal asparagine amidohydrolase (gene Ntan1). Gene Ontology annotation, biological process: ubiquitin-dependent protein catabolic process. Gene Ontology annotation, molecular function: protein-N-terminal asparagine amidohydrolase activity. Bases 904 to 1839 code for a protein of 311 amino acids. The transcript is spliced from 8 exons. NCBI's taxonomy places the organism in Eukaryota, Metazoa, Arthropoda, Insecta, Diptera, Cecidomyiidae. Gene Ontology annotation, cellular component: nucleus. The record is from RefSeq and is a predicted model, not a curated record.